Emiliania huxleyi CCMP1516 is the source of this 1056-nucleotide messenger RNA. RefSeq lists its product as hypothetical. The transcript has a single exon. NCBI's taxonomy places the organism in Eukaryota, Haptophyta, Isochrysidales, Noelaerhabdaceae. The coding region runs from base 1 to 1056 and encodes 351 amino acids. The record is from RefSeq and is a predicted model, not a curated record.
AUGAGCUUUGCAUCCUGUACGAACACCUCGUCGGUGGCGACGGCGGCUGGCAGUUGGAGCAAGGACGCCGACAGCGGCUUUCGCUACCAUGCACGCGACUGCCUCCUCGUGCGCCCGUCGGCCAGCCGGGUGCGCAAGUGCCUCAGACAUCGCCACCUGCUCUUCGUCGGCGACUCGCUACAGCGCUAUCUGUAUCUCACGCUGGCCAAUUUCCUCGUGACUGGCGAAUGGCCCCGCGACUUGAAGGCUGGUGAGCGCUCGCCGUGCUUCGAGGGCGCCUAUGCGCUCAACAAGACCCGCGACGAGGUCUGGCCCGAAUACUUUCGAGGCACUAACAGCGACUUGCGGGGCGCCGAGAUCUGCGACUGCUUCCGCACCACUUGCUGCAGCGAGGCGGUGCUCAACGAGAAUCGCUACACGCUGUUUGACGGCGCAGCGGUGAGCUUCGUCUCCCAGAUGGUGUCGCCGGGCUGGGAAGUUCACGGCUCUACCCUCCCCGACAGCUGGCCUCGCAUGCGGGCGAGCACAACCUGCACGCCAGGUGAAUGCGUCGCCACGAGCACUGGCCGCAACCGACCUUGGCGCAUCGGCGCAUCGGCCAACAUGCCCGACAAGCGCUGGGCAUGGUCGGAGCCACUGCCCAAAUUUCUGCGCACCACCAUGCCCCACCUCGGCGUCACGGACGUGCUGUUCAACCCGGGCCACCACUACAAUCCGGACACGAACCUGCUUUUCAUGCGGCGCGUGUUCGAUAGUGCGAUGCGAGGCGCGUCGCAUCGCGCAUGGUGGCGCACUACCACCCCACGGCUCAGGGGAGGUCUUAGCGCCACCUCACGCCAAGGCUUCCCUCUCGGCGUCAAGGGCGCCACGAGUCUCGCGCACGAGAUGGGUGUGGGCGUCGUGGACGUGCUCACGAUGCUCAUGCAGCUACCAAGGCAGCUCAAGUCUGCUGACUGGGCUAUCACCGAGGGCGCGUUCGUCGAUGGGGUGCACCUGCAGUGUAGCGUCAAUCGCGAGCUACUCAUCGUCAUGCUGAACGCGAUAUGCGCGUUUUAA